UUCUAUAUUUUAUUCAGUUGUUAUUUUUGUCUUUUUAAUAACUUAAAAGCUUUAUACUUUUACUGUUUAUAAAUUUAAAAUUUGUUGAAUUUACUUGUAACUGCUUUAAAAAUGAUAAAAUGAACGAAGGAUCUGAAGUUAGAGAGAAUAGGAGUGAAAGCAAUAUCAGAUAUCGAAUUUUCAAGCAUGUAACCAAUGACCCAGGUGAUGUUGGAUCGCCUCUACCAGAAGAUGAUGAUGAAACACACCAUUUCUUUGCUAAAGGACGAGAUUUAGAAAGUGCAUAUGUCAAUCAUAAAUAUACAGAGAAAGAAAGAGAAAUUCUUAGAAAAUAUGAAAGUUUGGAUUAUUUACCUCCUCAUAGUAAAGUCUACAAAGAUUGGCUUACAAGACAACCUUCACGAUUGGAUUGGGACCGGUGGAUAAUGAUGGGAUUGAUAGGAUUUUGUGUAGGAAUGGUUGGAUUUCUUCUUCAUCAAGUGAUUGAUUUAUUCGCCGAUUUUAAAUGGGAGAAGGCACGAGAAUUUAUUCGAGAAGAUGAAAUGAUGAUUGCUUGGAUUUGGGUUAUUGGAAUCAGUUUAAUAUUUGUAAUUUCAAGUUCAUCUCUAAUUGUAUUUAUUCGUCCAAGUGCUGGAGGAUCUGGUAUACCUGAAAUCAUUGCAUAUUUAAAUGGAACAUUAGUACGUCAUAUAUUUAAUAUCAAAACACUCAUAGUCAAAUUUUUAUCAUGUGUUCUUGCUGUUUCUAGUGGGAUGCCUGUUGGACCAGAAGGACCCAUGAUCCAUUUAGGCGCAUCUGUUGGAGCUGGUUUAAGCCAGUUUAAAUCAACUACUUUGGGUUUUAGAUUGCCAUUUUUUUCAAGAUUUAGAAAUUCAGAAGAUAGGAGAAAUUUUAUCUCUGCUGGUGCUGCUGCUGGAGUUGCUUCAGCUUUUGGUGCUCCUGUUGGUGGACUCUUGUUUUCAAUGGAAGAAGUAUCUUCUUUCUGGAAUAUGAAGCUAUCUUGGCAAACAUUUUUUUGUUGUAUGGUAGCUUCAUUUACUACUGAUCUUUUUAAUUCAGCUUUCACUGCUUUUCGUUAUCAAGGAAAUUUUGGACUCUUUCGAACAGAAAAAUACAUUCUUUUCCAGGUAGAAACAGGUAUUGAUUUAAAUUUUAUAGCUCUUAUUCCAACAGUUAUUGUUGGUAUCUUAGGAGGAAUUAUGGGAGCAAUGUUUACAUUUAUUAAUUUAAAAAUUGCACGAGGAAGAAGACUAUUAUUAUCAUAUGUAAAAUCUCCUUUGGAAGAAAAAUUUGUCAAGUUAAUGGAACCAGUACUAAUAAUGAUUAUUAUGGGAACAAUAUCAGUAUUUUUGCCAGCUGCAUUCAGUUGCAGUCAGUUCACAUGUCAUUGGGAUAAUAAUUACAAAGCUAGUUGUGAUGGUCCACUACCUUUACAUACUGAAAAAACAGUUGAAUAUUAUACUUGCCCUGAAGGAACUGAAAAGUAUAUUAAUGGUACACGUUAUACUAAUGGUACUUUCAAUGAAGUUGCCACUUUAUUAUUUUUAACUGGUGAAAAAGCUAUCAGACAUUUGUUUUCAAGAGAAACACAUUAUCAAUUUGAUAUAAUACCAAUGUUGGUUGUAUUUCCAUUAUACUUUUUAUUGGCCUGUUGGUCUGCGGGGACAUCAAUUGCUAGUGGUGUUGUUGUACCUAAAAUGUUGAUUGGUGGAUUGAUGGGAAGACUUGUAGGAAGAGGAAUGGUAGACAUUUUUGGUGUCCAUACUGAAAGUUAUUGGGGAUGGAUGGAUCCAGGUGCAUUUGCUUUGUUAGGUGCUGCUGCGUUUUUUGGAGGAGUUUCACGAUUAACUAUGUCUCUGACAGUUAUCAUGAUGGAACUAACCAAUGAUGUUCAGUUUUUAUUAUUAAUAAUGGUGGCAAUUAUGAUUGCAAAAUGGAUGGGGGAUUUUGUCACUCAUCCAUUCUAUCAUUCAUUAUUGGAAUUUAAGUGCAUACCAUUUCUGGAUUCUGAACCUGUUAUUUAUUAUAACAAUAAUAAUAACUUAAAUCUAGAAUUAUUUGUGGCUAAACAUGCAGCAUCUGCUCCUGUAAAAACUGUAAAUACUAUUGAAAGUGUAUCACAUUUAGCCAAAUUAUUACUCCACACUAAACAUUCAGGUUUUCCUGUAGUUCGUAACAUGGGAGAUCAAGGUGAAAAUACAUUCUGUGGUUUAGUGACAAGAACAGAAAUAAGUGUUUUAUUAUGCCAUGAGAAAGCAUUUGAACAAUGUCAAAAUUAUGGAGAAGAAGAGCCAGACAUUUUAGAUGUGGAUUAUUCAGAGUUUUGUGAUGAUGAUAUUGAGAAACUUUCUGCAUCCAGCAGUUUUAAUGAUUUAUUGAAGAAAUUAUCAAGUGAAGAUUUUGAUAAUAUGCAAGUUAAUUUGGUUCCUUAUGCAAAUCUAUCAGCCAUGUCUGUGCAAGAAACAUUUUCUCUUCACAGGACCUACAUCGUUUUCCGUUCACUAGGAUUGAGACAUUUGACCAUUGUCGACAGAAGAAAUCGUGUCACUGGAAUCAUUACUCGAAAAGAUUUGAUGGGAUUUCAAUUAGAAGAAAGAUUAGGAACAAUUAUCAAUCAGAGGUUACUACUGGAAGGACGAGCGGAAGAAUUGUCAUAGACUAAACAUUUAUCACUGUUAUGUUUUUGUUUAUUAAAUUUAAAAAUGUUAUUUUGAAAUAAUAAUUCAAAUCAAAUGAGAAUUAAUUAAUUGUUUUUGUUAUGAACAGUACAAGAAAAAUUGCUAAA
Molecule: messenger RNA, 2785 nt
Organism: Centruroides sculpturatus (bark scorpion)
Lineage: Eukaryota; Metazoa; Arthropoda; Arachnida; Scorpiones; Buthidae
Product: chloride channel protein C-like
Exons: 16
Coding region: 120-2657 (845 amino acids)
Biological process (GO): transmembrane transport; chloride transport
Cellular component (GO): membrane; intracellular membrane-bounded organelle
Molecular function (GO): voltage-gated chloride channel activity
Source: RefSeq, a predicted model, not a curated record